Messenger RNA from Humulus lupulus (European hop), 1578 nucleotides. RefSeq lists its product as uncharacterized. Bases 139 to 1461 code for a protein of 440 amino acids. Gene Ontology annotation, cellular component: tRNA (m1A) methyltransferase complex; nucleus. Gene Ontology annotation, biological process: tRNA methylation. The transcript has a single exon. The record is from RefSeq and is a predicted model, not a curated record. Lineage: Eukaryota; Viridiplantae; Streptophyta; Magnoliopsida; Rosales; Cannabaceae.
UUUAAAUUAUUUUAGGGUUUUACUCUGCUUCGUAAACCCUAAUUUCAUUCUUUAUUUUACUUCGAUUUCGAUUCUUCCCCAAUUCUAUUUUCUUCUCCCCCCGAAAUCUCAAAUAAUAGCUAAUAAAGGAUCGGAGAUAUGGCCGAAGCUAAUACCAAAAGCGGUUCAGUCGAAAAUUCUAGAGUGACAUGGGAAGGUUGCAGCGUCUUGCUCGAUAUCAACGAUGGCGAUCGCUUGGUUUUCGCUCGUCUAUCUGCGGCUGCGACAUUGAAAAUUGGUAAUAAGAACUAUUCUCUGCAACCCUUGAUCGAUUGCCCAUUCGGUUCAGUUUUCCGCGUCGAAACUGGAAGCGGAGGAUCUUGUUUGACUCGCUCCAGUCCCUCCUCAGAAGGUAACAAUGCUCAAGAAAGUAAUGGUUUUCAAUCGAAAGACGAGUCGUCCAAGGACAAUCGAGCACUCGUUGAUGACAAUAAAGCUCAGAGCUUGACUGGGGAAGACAUAGAUGCAAUGCGAAGAGAGGGUGCAACAGGUGAUGAUAUAGUCGAAGCUCUUAUUGCAAAUAGUUCGACAUUUGAGAACAAAACAUUGUUUUCCCAAGAGAAAUAUAGGAUUAAAAAGCAGAAGAAGUAUGCCCCCAAAGUGCUAUUGAGGCGCCCAGUUGCUCGGAGUAUCUGCGAGGCUUAUUUCAAGAAAUAUCCUUCAAGAAUUGGGUUUUUGAGAGUUGAUACCUUAUCUCUUUUACUGUCAUUUGCUAAUGUCUCUGCAAAUUCUGAAGCCCUUGUGGUCGAUAUGGUUGGUGGUCUGGUUACUGGUGCUGUGGCUGAAAGGUUGGGAGGUACUGGUUCAGGUCAUGUAUGCAGUGCCUACCUUGGAAAGACACCUUGUUCUAUAGAGAUAGUGAGAAUAUUCAACUUUGGCAGUGAUAUUUGCAAGAGCAUUCUUCGGUCUUCUCUUGAUGACUUGACUAUUACUUCCAGUUCCACCCAGAAUGGGAGCUUAGAUCAAAUUGAUGAGGGUGAUUCUUCUACCAUGAAAGGUGGCUUGUUAGAUCAUCAUGACCAAACCUCAGAUGACAUUUCUCAUGUAAUGAGAAGUUGCAAAUCUGUAAAGAAAGCUGGGCAGAAAGCACCUGAAGAAGUGAUCAAAUUGUGGAAAGAAAAUGGCUUUUCUAGUCUGAUAGUUGCUGCACCGGAUUCGGAUACAUGGAGUUUGGUUAAAGAUUUGUUGCCCCUUUUAUCAAAUUCAGCUCCUUUUGCAAUUUAUCACCAGUUCCUUCAGCCUCUAGCAACGUGUAUGCACAAUCUACAGCUUGAGAAAAUGGCAAUUGGGUUGCAAAUUUCAGAGCCUUGGUUGCGAGAAUAUCAGGUCCUUCCUUCGAGAACCCAUCCUUUCAUGCAGAUGUGUGCAUUUGGUGGUUAUAUUCUUAGUGGCACUAAGAUUUGCAGCAGCAGCAGCAUGUAGUCCUAUCGAAGCAAGCCAUAUUUUCAUUCCAAGUGCCAAGUCUCAUCAUUUUUGUAGUGUUACUGCUUGGUUACUUGUUUUUUACCAAAAUGAAAUGAAUUUAUUUUUACUGGUUUA